Molecule: messenger RNA, 768 nt
Organism: Diplodia corticola
Lineage: Eukaryota; Fungi; Ascomycota; Dothideomycetes; Botryosphaeriales; Botryosphaeriaceae
Product: splicing factor 3a subunit 2
Exons: 2
Coding region: 1-768 (255 amino acids)
Biological process (GO): spliceosomal complex assembly
Cellular component (GO): U2-type prespliceosome; catalytic step 2 spliceosome; nucleus
Molecular function (GO): nucleic acid binding; zinc ion binding
Source: RefSeq, a predicted model, not a curated record
AUGUUUGCACGCCAAGAACGCACGGACUUGGACGCGGGCUCUGCGGCGUCACUUUCGCUCUUGAAUCGCGCAGGCUCCAAGUUCGGCGGUGGCGGUGUAGCCUCGCAGUCCGCCACCAACGCUGACCGUCGCGAGCGUCUUCGCAAGCUUGCGCUCGAGACCAUCGACCUUGACAAGGAUCCUUACUUUUUCAAGAACCAUGUCGGCAGCUUCGAGUGUCGCCUCUGUUUGACCGUUCACCAGAACGAUGGCUCCUAUCUCGCACAUACCCAGGGUCGCAAGCACCAGACGAACCUGGCUCGCCGUGCUGCACGUGAACAGAAGGAGGGAAAGGACAAGGACCAGUUGAUGCCCGGCAUGGGUGCCAGCGGCGUGCAGGUCAAGAAGAACGUCAUCAAGAUUGGACGGCCAGGCUACAAGAUCACCAAGAUUCGGGACCCUCUCACCCGUCAGCACGGCCUGCUCUUCCAGCUGCAAUAUCCCGAGAUCAACCAGAACAUCCUCCCCAGGGUGCGUUUCAUGAGUGCGUUUGAGCAGAAGGUCGAGGAGCCGGACAAGGCUUUCCAGUAUCUACUUGUUGCCGCAGAGCCCUACGAGACUUGCGGAUUCAAGCUCCAGGCCCGCGAGAUUGACCGCCGCGAGAACCGCUUCUGGACUUGGUACGACGAGGACCAGAAGGAGUUCUGGGUCCAGAUCCUGUUCAAGACCGAGCGCGAGGAGCGCUACAGCGGUGUUCCGGGCCUUGCUCCCACCGGCCCGAGGAGGUAG